Messenger RNA from Oreochromis aureus, 1302 nucleotides. Its product is annotated as transmembrane protein 42-like. The transcript is spliced from 3 exons. The coding region runs from base 85 to 570 and encodes 161 amino acids. NCBI's taxonomy places the organism in Eukaryota, Metazoa, Chordata, Actinopteri, Cichliformes, Cichlidae. The record is from RefSeq and is a predicted model, not a curated record.
GCCAUACAAGCUUCUAUUGUGAAAUGUUCGUCUACCUGUUCGCAUCCUUUAACUCAGACUUAACUGCAGUCUGAAAGGAUUAACAUGGAGCCCUCUAACAACCAGCCGAGUUCGGGAAUGUUUUCUGGGUCCUUUUAUGCGUUAUUAGCGGGCUUUUUGGCUGCUACUGCCUCUCUGUCAGCUAAGCUGUCGCUCGGUGCGAGCUACCUGAGAGAGAUGUGUGAGACGCGGCUGAGCGACUGGAAUCAAACACCUGGUGGAAGUGCAGCCUGUGACUGGCUCCACAUCCCCCUGCGGCUGCUGUGCGGCGGCCUGCUAUUCGCCUGUAAUGCAGUCAUGUGGACCACCUUCUCCAAGGCCCUCCGACAUUCCACCUCUACAGCCAGGGCCACUGUCACGACCACUGCAUCUAACUUCAUUUCCUCUGGACUGCUAGGGAGGCUCUUCUUUGGAGAGAGCCAUGCAACUCUGUGGUGGGCAGGCAUCUCUCUCACUCUGUGUGGACUGCUGAUGCUUCAUGGUUCAGCACCUCAGACACACCCACAGGAAGCAGACAAGAAGGACAAGUAAUGCAUGUUGGAGUUGUUCCAAGCGUGCAGCCUCAAAACUGUUGACUGCAAAGAGCAGUUCUGGCAGGUUCUCCGCCUGCAGAAUUGACUCUGAUGUAUACUUUUUAAGAGUUCUUCCUAUAAGACGAACAACAACUGCCUUUUUAUGGACUUUCAACUGAAUUCUGAUGCUUUAAGAAAAUGAGGGGUUCCCUGGGACUUGAACAAAAUUUAAAAAAAACCUCACAUUGUUUUUUUUGUAACUGUGUGGUAGUUGACUUUUUUUUAAUGUGUGCUGUAUGUAUUACAAACCACAGUGAUUUGCUCUGCAUUGAAAUAUUGAGUGGAAAUGAAUAUUUUUAUAAAUAAAAUGGAAGUCGAACAAAUGAGGGCACCUAAAUACCACAUAUUUUGUGCAGAAGAAUGUUAAAUUUACUGUAAAGAAUUGAGAAGGAUUUGAAAAUCAAUUGAUCUGAGUUUGGCACCCCCUCGUGGUACUUUGAGGGAUAGCACUGGAGAAGACCGCAUGCCCAGAAAAUUACGGAGGAAACGUUUUCUCCACUUGCACCAUGUGCUAAAGUCAACUAGUUCAAACUAGUUGCAGCUGAAUAUGUUAUCUUACAAUGCCCACAAAAGCUAGAUAGCUCAUACAAAAUUAUGCAAAUGACCAGCUGCAGUAGUCGACAGAAGCGUAAUGAUUAAAGGCUGGAGGUAAAAAUUCAAAAUAAACCCUCUCCACAUGGGUCAGUGACAA